This is a messenger RNA of Engraulis encrasicolus (European anchovy), 6577 nucleotides long. RefSeq names its product myosin heavy chain, fast skeletal muscle-like. The coding region runs from base 676 to 6498 and encodes 1940 amino acids. Gene Ontology annotation, cellular component: myosin filament; myosin II complex; cytoplasm. Gene Ontology annotation, molecular function: microfilament motor activity; ATP binding; actin filament binding. Lineage: Eukaryota; Metazoa; Chordata; Actinopteri; Clupeiformes; Engraulidae. Gene Ontology annotation, biological process: muscle contraction. The record is from RefSeq and is a predicted model, not a curated record. The transcript has 39 exons.
CAAGUAUACUGUAUGUUCGAAACAUUUCUACUGAGAGUAAACUGAGCUCUAUUACUCGGCUGGAAAUGUCUACAAGGACAUGCCCAUAUCGAGCAGGCUUGAUCUGCUGAGUGGCCACAAGGGUCUCUAUAUAAAACAGUCAGCAGCUGAGGCUGUCCCUAAGACCAACUUCUGCCUUCUACAGGUGAGUGGCAGCCUUUGCAUAGGGGGAGCUGAAGGGAAAAGAUUACCAUUUCAAUGAGUGAAGGCCUGGGAAUUACAAGCAAGAUGUUAAAUCUAUUUCUAUGUGCUAAUGCCAUAUAGUCAUUUAAACCAUCAGUAUUAACGGAAUAUCAUGUUGAAUAUUUUGCAGACACGCUGAACGUGACAUCUCAGUUUCUGUUGGUACUUGGAAAGGUAUGUAGAAUUGUUUCAGAAUAGCACUCAAAACUCAAAUCAAUGUUAAAGCCACAUACAGACACAAAAAAACACUUUCUCUCUUUCUUUCAAACACACACACACGCACGCACACGCACACUUAGGGAGUACUUCAAAAUAGCUGAUUCCUACAUCCUCAGCAUUUAUUUGAGGUGAUGAAGUGAUGCAAUUCUAUCAACAUCUGGGACAUACACCAGGAACAGCAUUAAUAAAAGGAAACUUCAAUAUGCCUUCUUCCUAGGAAACCAACGUGCCAUCAUGGGGGAUGGAGAUAUGGAGUGCUUUGGCCCUGCGGCCAUCUACCUCCGCAAGCCAGAGAAAGAGCGUAUGGAGGCCCAAACCAGACCCUUCGAUGCCAAAACAGCUUUCUUUGUGGUUGACAAAGAAGAAGAUUAUGUGAAGGCAUCCCUGGUGAAAAGAGACGGUGGCAAAGUCACACUCAAGACUUUGCAGGGUGACAAGAGUAAAGAAGUCACGGUGAAGGAGGAUGAAAUCUUCCCCAUGAAUCCUCCAAAGUAUGACAAAAUUGAGGACAUGGCCAUGAUGACACACCUCCACGAACCUUCUGUGUUGUACAAUCUCAAAGAGCGUUAUGCAGCAUGGAUGAUCUACACCUACUCUGGGCUGUUCUGCGUCACUGUGAACCCCUACAAGUGGCUCCCAGUGUACGAUCAAAGUGUUGUUGAAGGAUACAGAGGCAAGAAGAGGAUUGAGGCUCCACCCCAUAUCUUCUCCAUCUCUGAUAACGCCUAUCAGUUCAUGCUCCAAGACCGUGAAAAUCAGUCUGUCCUGAUUACUGGAGAAUCCGGUGCAGGGAAGACUGUAAACACCAAGCGUGUCAUCCAGUACUUUGCAACAAUUGCAGUUGCUGGAGGAAAGAAAGAACAGCCAGCACAAGCUGGAAAAAUCCAGGGGUCACUGGAGGAUCAGAUCAUUGCAGCCAACCCUCUACUGGAGGCCUAUGGUAAUGCAAAGACCGUGAGGAAUGACAACUCCUCCCGUUUUGGUAAAUUCAUCAGAAUCCAUUUUGGUCAAACUGGCAAACUGGCUUCUGCUGAUAUUGAGACGUAUCUGCUGGAGAAGUCAAGAGUGACAUUCCAGCUGUCUGCUGAGAGGAGCUACCAUAUCUUCUACCAACUCAUGACUGGGCACAAGCCUGAGCUGAUUGAGGGCCUGCUUAUCACCCAAAACCCCUAUGACUUCCCUAUGAUCAGCCAGGGUGAAAUCACUGUCAAGAGCAUCGAUGAUAUAGAGGAGUUCAUUGCAACUGAUACGGCUAUUGACAUCCUGGGCUUCACUGCUGAUGAGAAAAUUGGCAUCUACAAGCUCACUGGGGCUGUGAUGCAUCAUGGCAACAUGAAGUUCAAGCAGAAGCAGAGAGAGGAGCAGGCAGAGCCUGAUGGCACUGAGGUGGCUGAUAAAAUCGCCUACCUCAUGGGCCUGAACUCUGCUGACAUGCUGAAGGCUCUAUGCUACCCACGAGUGAAGGUCGGAAAUGAGUUUGUGACCAAAGGCCAAACUGUACCACAGGUGAUGAAUUCGGUUUCAGCUCUUUGUAAGUCAGUAUACGAGAAGAUGUUUUUAUGGAUGGUCAUCCGUAUCAAUGAGAUGUUGGACACCAAACAGGCAAGACAGUUCUUCAUUGGUGUUCUGGACAUUGCAGGAUUUGAGAUCUUUGAUUACAACAGCUUGGAACAGCUGUGUAUCAACUUCACCAAUGAGAAACUGCAACAGUUCUUCAAUCACACCAUGUUUGUACUUGAACAAGAGGAGUACAAGAAAGACGGUAUUGUUUGGGAAUUCAUUGACUUUGGUAUGGAUCUGGCUGCCUGCAUUGAGCUCAUUGAGAAGCCACUGGGAAUCUUCUCCAUCCUUGAAGAGGAGUGCAUGUUCCCCAAGGCCUCAGACACUACCUUCAAGAGCAAGUUGUAUGAACAGCAUCUUGGCAAAACCAAGUGCUUUGAGAAACCCAAACCCACAAAGGGUAAGGCAGAGGCCCACUUCUCCCUUGUGCACUAUGCCGGCACUGUGGACUACAACAUCACUGGCUGGCUGGACAAGAACAAGGACCCACUGAAUGACUCUGUUGUGCAGUUGUACCAGAAGUCUGCAAUGAAAUUGCUAGCCUUUUUGUAUGCAUCCCAUGCAAGUGCUGAGGGUGGUGGUGGUGGCAAGGGGGGUGGCAAGAAGAAGAAGGGUGGCUCCUUCCAGACUGUGUCUGCUCUAUUCAGGGAGAAUUUGGGCAAACUAAUGACCAAUCUGAGAAGCACUCAUCCUCACUUUGUGCGCUGCUUGAUUCCUAAUGAGUCAAAGACUCCUGGUUUGAUGGAGAACUUCCUUGUGCUUCACCAACUGAGAUGUAAUGGUGUGCUGGAGGGUAUCCGAAUCUGCAGAAAGGGCUUCCCCAGCAGGAUCAUUUAUGCAGACUUCAAGCAGAGGUACAAAGUGCUGAAUGCCAGUGUCAUCCCUGAAGGACAAUUCAUUGACAACAAGAAGGCUUCUGAAAAGCUCUUGGGUUCCAUUGAUGUAGAUCACACUCAGUAUAUGUUUGGCCACACCAAGGUGUUCUUCAAAGCUGGGCUUCUGGGUGUCCUUGAGGAGAUGCGAGAUGAAAAGUUGGCAAUCCUGGUCACAAUGACUCAGGCUCUCUGUCGUGCUUACCUAAUGAGGAAGGAGUUUGUCAAGAUGAUGGAAAGGAGAGAAGCUAUCUUCUGUAUCCAGUACAACAUCCGCUCAUUUAUGAAUGUGAAAACGUGGCCAUGGAUGAAGGUAUACUUCAAGGUCAAGCCACUUCUGAAGAGUGCUGAAACUGAGAAGGAACUUGCAAAUAUGAAAGAGAACUAUGACAAAAUGAAGACCGACCUGGAGACUGCCCUUGCAAAGAAGAAGGAAUUAGAGGAGAAAAUGGUUUCCCUGCUUCAAGAGAAGAAUGACCUGCAAUUAGCUGUAGCAUCUGAAACUGAGUGUCUCUCAGAUGCUGAAGAGAGAUGUGAGGGACUUAUUAAGAGCAAAAUUCAGCUGGAGGCUAAACUCAAAGAGACAUCCGAGAGGCUGGAAGAUGAGGAGGAGAUCAAUGCUGAGCUCACUGCUAAAAAGAGGAAACUGGAGGAUGAGUGCUCUGAGCUGAAGAAGGACAUUGAUGACCUGGAGCUUACCUUGGCCAAAGUGGAAAAAGAGAAGCAUGCCACAGAAAACAAGGUUAAAAAUCUGACUGAGGAGAUGGCCUCUCAGGAUGAGAGUAUUGCCAAGUUGACCAAGGAAAAGAAAGCCCUCCAAGAGGCACACCAGCAGACUCUGGAUGAUCUCCAAGCAGAGGAAGACAAAGUCAACACUCUGACAAAAUCCAAGACUAAACUUGAACAACAAGUUGAUGAUCUGGAAGGAUCAUUGGAGCAAGAGAAGAAACUCCGCAUGGACCUUGAAAGGGCCAAGAGGAAGCUUGAGGGUGACCUAAAACUUUGUCAAGAAUCCAUAAUGGAUCUGGAGAAUGACAAGCAACAGUCUGAUGAGAAGAUCAAAAAGAAAGACUUUGAGAUAAGCCAGCUCCUCAGCAAGAUUGAAGAUGAGCAAUCACUUGGAGCUCAACUUCAUAAGAAGAUUAAAGAACUUCAGGCCCGCAUUGAGGAACUGGAAGAGGAAAUUGAAGCUGAGCGUGCCGCUCGGGCUAAGGUUGAGAAGCAAAGAUCUGAUCUCUCCAGGGAACUUGAAGAGAUCAGUGAGAGGCUUGAGGAGGCUGGUGGGGCCACUGCUGCUCAGAUUGAGAUGAACAAGAAGCGUGAGGCUGAGUUCCAGAAGCUGCGUCGUGAUCUUGAAGAGUCCACCCUGCAACAUGAAGCUACCGCCUCUGCUCUUCGUAAGAAGCAGGCUGACAGUGUAGCUGAACUGGGAGAGCAGAUUGAUAACCUUCAGCGCGUUAAACAGAAGCUGGAGAAGGAAAAGAGUGAAUUCAAAAUGGAGAUUGAUGACCUCUCAAGUAAUAUGGAAGCUGUGGCUAAAUCAAAGGCAAAUCUGGAAAAAAUGUGUCGCACCCUUGAGGACCAAAUGAGUGAGAUUAAGUCAAAGGCAGAUGAAAAUGUGCGCCAGCUUAAUGAUGUGAGCGCACAGAAAGCAAGGCUUGCAACUGAAAAUGGUGAAUUUGGCCGUCAGCUUGAGGAGAAAGAAGCUCUCGUCUCUCAGCUGACCAGAGGCAAACAAGCCUAUGUCCAGCAGAUUGAGGAGUUGAAGAGGCAGGUUGAGGAGGAAGUGAAGGCCAAGAAUGCCCUGGCUCAUGCUGUCCAAUCAGCUCGCCAUGACUGCGACCUGCUCAGAGAGCAGUUUGAGGAGGAGCAGGAGGCCAAGGCUGAGCUGCAGCGUGGAAUGUCCAAGGCCAACAGUGAGGUGUCACAGUGGAGGUCCAAAUAUGAGACUGAUGCCAUUCAACGCACUGAAGAGCUGGAGGAGUCCAAGAAAAAGCUUGCACAGCGUCUCCAGGAUGCUGAGGAAUCAAUUGAGGCUGUCAACUCCAAGUGUGCCUCCCUGGAGAAGACCAAACAGAGGCUCCAGGGAGAAGUGGAGGAUCUCAUGAUUGAUGUCGAGAGAGCAAAUGCAUUGGCUGCCAACCUUGAUAAGAAGCAAAGGAACUUUGACAAGGUCCUGGCAGAAUGGAAACAGAAGUAUGAGGAAGGCCAAGCUGAGCUGGAAGGUGCUCAGAAAGAAGCUCGCUCUCUCAGUACUGAGCUCUUCAAGAUGAAGAACUCAUAUGAAGAGGCUUUGGAUCAGCUGGAGACUUUGAAGAGAGAGAACAAGAACUUGCAGCAGGAAAUUUCUGACCUUACCGAGCAACUUGGUGAAACCGGUAAAAGCAUUCAUGAGCUGGAGAAGGCUAAGAAGACAGUAGAGGGUGAGAAAUCAGAAAUUCAAACUGCACUGGAAGAGGCAGAGGGUACACUUGAGCAUGAGGAGUCCAAGAUUCUUCGUAUUCAGCUGGAGCUUAACCAGGUCAAAAGUGAGGUUGACAGGAAGCUGGCAGAGAAGGAUGAGGAGAUGGAACAGAUCAAGAGGAACAGCCAAAGGGUGAUUGAUACCAUGCAGAGCACCCUGGACUCUGAAGUCAGGAGCAGAAAUGAUGCCUUGAGAGUCAAGAAGAAGAUGGAGGGAGACCUCAAUGAGAUGGAGGUUCAGCUCAGCCAUGCCAACCGCCAGGCAGCUGAAGCAAUGAAGCAGCUCAGGAAUGUCCAAGGAAUGCUCAAGGAUGCUCAACUGCACCUUGAUGAUGCUAUCAGAGGACAGGAAGACAUGAAGGAGCAGGUUGCCAUGGUGGAGCGCAGAAAUGGCCUCAUGGUGGCUGAGAUCGAGGAGCUGAGAUCGGCUUUGGAACAAACAGAGAGAGGCCGCAAAGUGGCUGAGCAGGAACUGGUGGAUGCCAGUGAGCGUGUAGGACUACUGCAUUCACAGAAUACUAGUCUUUUGAGCACCAAGAAGAAGCUGGAGGCUGACCUUGUCCAGAUUCAGGGUGAGGUUGAAGACACUGUUCAAGAGGCCAGAAAUGCAGAAGACAAGGCAAAGAAGGCCAUCACUGAUGCUGCUAUGAUGGCUGAGGAACUGAAAAAAGAACAGGACACCUGUGCUCAUCUGGAGAGAAUGAAGAAGAACCUGGAGGUCACUGUGAAGGACCUGCAGCAUCGCCUGGAUGAGGCAGAGAAUCUGGCCAUGAAGGGUGGAAAGAAACAACUCCAGAAACUGGAGUCCAGGGUGCGUGAGCUGGAAGGUGAAGUUGAUGCAGAACAAAGACGUGGAGCUGAUGCUGUGAAAGGCGUCCGCAAAUAUGAGAGAAGAGUCAAGGAGCUCACCUACCAGACUGAAGAGGACAAGAAGAAUGUCAUCAGAUUGCAGGAUCUGGUGGACAAACUUCAGAUGAAAGUCAAGGCCUACAAGAGGCAGGCUGAGGAAGCUGAGGAGCAGGCCAACACCCACCUGUCCAGAUACAGGAAGGUGCAGCAUGAGCUUGAGGAGGCUCAGGAGCGUGCUGACAUUGCUGAGUCCCAGGUCAACAAGAUGAGGGCCAAGAGCCGUGAGGCUGGCAAGGCCAAAGAUGCAGAGUGACGAGUGAAGACAACGUAAAAUGAGAUGGGAUUCAUAUAAUAUGACAUCCUUAAUAAAGCCAUUUAAGCAUUGCCACACU